AUGGCCGGUUCAUCUCGGCACUCCGUUGCACUUGCUCCCCCACCUUCCUCCUCACAAACCCCUCUUGCCUCUGCUUUCCUCCUUUCCUCCUUUCCUCCUCAACCGCAAAACACCAUCACUGUUCAACACCAUUCUUCUCGCCCACCCACUUGCUUCACUGAAACCCUCCGCUUCUCGUACUCUGCUGGCGCUACUGCAACUGUUUGCGCGCGCGCGUCGGCAUCGCAUCCUUCCCUCAUCUACACACAUCCACUGCAUACGAACAAAGUGGAGAAACCUAUCAAAAUAGCGACACCAAAACAAUCCUUCGUCGCGCGCGAGCCAAGUAUACAAAAUGGCCAUGAAACAUUUACCACCGCACCAGUUCCUCCUCGCCCCGCCUUUACUCGCGCACAAAAACAAUCGCCACCGGAAUACGAGUUCAUAGUAAACAUGAACAAUACUUACCGAGGUUCACCGUACCCUUCAGCCUCAGGGUCAACAACCCACACAUCCAUAAACGGCCUUUCCGUCCUCUUUCCAUCCACAUCUCUCGGCACGCACUAUGCCAUUCCCCGCAUUUCCCGCAGACGCGAGACGGAAUUCACCGUUAUCGGAAGGCGGGUACUCACUAGAGCCCAAUAA
Messenger RNA from Bipolaris victoriae FI3, 624 nucleotides. RefSeq lists its product as hypothetical. The record is from RefSeq and is a predicted model, not a curated record. The transcript has 3 exons. The coding region runs from base 1 to 624 and encodes 207 amino acids. Lineage: Eukaryota; Fungi; Ascomycota; Dothideomycetes; Pleosporales; Pleosporaceae.